AUGGAUGGCGGAAGUUUUGCUCUACCAAAAGCUUUGAGGCCUACAAAGAAAGGCGAUGCUAAAAACGAAGAGCCUAAAAAGGAAAGUUUGAAUGAUGGGAGCACAAAAAUAAAGCUCGAUGUCAAAGUAACUGGCAGUGCGAAGAAAGGACCAGUACCUGAUCCAAAAGUUGAUGACAAAUCACCCCAAAAUCUGACCACUAAACCUUGUACCGAUGCUGAUGAUGCAAGCGACCUCAAAGCUCCUGACAAGUUAGCCAAACCUGCUGAUCAAGCUGCGGAGUCUAAACCUGAAAACCCACCUAAAGUUGAGGAAAAACGUAAAGUAGAGCCGGAAGUAGCAGUUUUACAGUAUAAGGAGCCGAAGUGGAGUGGUCCCGCCGCGUUUCCUUAUACGUUGGAAGUCCUGAAGAGCGGGAAGAUCCUUGAGGAAGUGGACAUCAGUGAGUCGUGCUUUGUGACAGUUGGCAGAUUGCCAUCCUGUGAUGUUCCCUGUCUUCACCCCUCCAUCUCCAGAUAUCAUGCUGUCUUCCAACACAAACCUGCCGAGGGAGAGACGGCGGGAGCAGUGUUCUUGUACGAUCUAGGGAGCAGCUACGGCACUACAAUAAACAAGGUGAAGAUCUCAGCCCGGACCUACUACAUGAUGAAGACCGGAUAUGUUAUCAAGUUUGGUGCCAGUACCCGCCUCUACAUUGUAAAGGGACCAUUGGAAGAAGCGUUUGAAGAUGAAGAGGAUAUGGUGCCAGAACCAGCGGACAUUAAGGACGCUUCAGUAGAAAACAAGAUCAACAAAUUAGGAAUCUUAGCAUCUGAAGAAGCAGAAAUAAUGUUGAACAUGCUGAAAUCACGGGAGACAGAUAUAGAUCUUUCAGCUGAGAAAGAAACUGAAGGGGGUGUCAGCUGGGGCUUCAGGUUAGAAUUUGUCUCUACAACAGUUUCCAGGGUGCAGAGAAGACGCGCCAGAGGAAGAGAUGGAGAGCUGAAGCUGGACUUGACGUUAAUGUCCCGUCCAGCAGACUUCAAGGAUCCUAAAAAAACUCUGCGCGGGUUUUUCGAGCGGGAAGGAGUUGAAUUAGAGUACGUUGUAACGGAGAAAGGAGUCGGCAAACAUCACCAGUACAUCUGCAAAGUGGAACUCCCCAUUGAUACCCCUAAUCCUGUUUAUGCUGAAGGUACAACCUCUGGGAAGAAGAGAGAUGCUGUGUUAGCAUGCGCCCUGCACGGCUGUAGGUUGCUGGACGCCUACGGUGUCCUCAGAUCCUCCAGAAAGAACGAGGAUAUAGAGACUCGGAAACAGAGACUAGAGAAGAAUGACUUCUACGACAGCGACGAGGACACAUUCCUGGACCGAACAGGAGAAGUUGAACACAGAAGAAAGCGGCGAAUGUUAAGGGCGGGGGUACAGGACGGUAUACAGAAGUCUAGAAGUCAUGAUAUGUUGAGUGAGGAGUUACAUCAGGCAAACGAGGAAAUAGCAAGAAUACAGAAGACCAUAUCAGAGAGUAAGGCCUCGCAGGAACAAGAAGCCGAGCAAGACAGCCUGGAUUCCUUCAUGGCUUCUGUUUCAGAUACUACCGUUACUUCAGGGGCUCUGAAGGAGAUGAAGAAGAGACUGCAUGAUCUGAAACAAAGCCGUGUCAAGCUGGAGAAACUGUGUGAAAUGUCGAAACCUAUAGCAUUACCCGAGGUUAAGAGGUUGUCUGCACUACCGAGUAAUGUAACGACGGGAAAAGUUGGGAAAGUGUCCAAACCUACCCCUUCAUCAACUACGCUUCCUGUGCAGACUAAAACUUUACAACCUUCAAAGAAGAUUAAAAUUAACAUGUCAUUAAAGUCGCGACAACCCACAGCAAACACCGAAAAACCAGGAAUUAUACUACCAAUAUCAGAACAAAAGUCAGAUUCAACAGCGGGUGAAGGUGCCGAUCAGGAGAGUAGAUUAACAUCUGAGAAAAUAACCGAAAUAACAGAAUUUAGUGCAGAAACAGAACCCGAAGUGACAGGCGUCAGUGAGCCUAGGGAUAAUACGCCCGACUCUUCCAAUAAUAUCGCAGCUGAUAGCACGGCGAGAUCUCCUAAACAAUUUAAAAAACCUCCAAAAAAGAAAGCCAAAAAACCAGUUCCUCAAAAUCCCACCCUGUUAGAUAACGUCAAUUGGGAGGAUGACGUAAACGACGAAAACUUUGUUAACUGGACGCCCCCUGUCGGUCAAUCUGGAGAUGGUAAAACGAAACUGAACGACAAAUUUGGAUAUUGAGAGGCAGCAUUUUAAUUUUUAUCGAUAUGCGAGUUUUAAUGAAUUAAUUUUACGUUAAACUGCGUCUGCACUCUGCACCGUUUGUAAUUA
This is a messenger RNA of Bolinopsis microptera, 2349 nucleotides long. Its product is annotated as kanadaptin-like. The transcript is spliced from 11 exons. The record is from RefSeq and is a predicted model, not a curated record. NCBI's taxonomy places the organism in Eukaryota, Metazoa, Ctenophora, Tentaculata, Lobata, Bolinopsidae. The coding region runs from base 1 to 2259 and encodes 752 amino acids. Gene Ontology annotation, molecular function: protein binding; mRNA binding.